AUGUUGACAUCAAAAAGUAACUCCUCCAUAUAUUUUUUUGUUGAUGGUACCAUUACUAUUUUAAUUAUGAGGCUUAAUAAAUCCAAAAGAAUACAUUUCAGAAAAAGAAAGUGCUAAACAAUUUUACAAAUAAAGUAAUUUAUUUUGAAAUAUUCAUAAGGUUAAAUACUUCUAUAGUUAUCUAGAUUAGAAGAGGCAAUGCAAUACGUAAAUUAAGCUAUCAAUAUUGAUCCAUAAUAUGAAGAUGCGUAUUAUUUAAGAGGUAAUCUUUCUAAAUAAUCUAAAUAGGAGAUAUAUAUCGAUUAUAGAAAGAUCUUGAUCAGGCUUUGAAGAAUUAUGAAGAGUGUGUUAAAUUAAAAACCUAGUCACAUUUUGUUUACUACAAUAUAGGUAUCAUAAUGUAGUAAAUUUUAAGGGUUAAUAUUAAAUGAAAUGAAUAAAAAAGAAGAUGCGGUCAGAAAUUUUGAUAUUUCAUUAUAAUACUAAAUAAAAUAUGAAACUUUAAUUAAUAAAGGAAUUUUAUGUUUAGAACUUUGUAGAUAUGAAGAUUGUAUUUAAAUAUAUGAUUUAGCAAUAUCAUUGCAACCAGAUUGUCAUAUAGCUUAUUAUAGUAAAGGUAAUUUCCUUUCAUAAUAGAUUAGGAUUCACUCUAUUUAAAUUAUCAAAAUAUGAAGAGUCAAUAGAAAAUUACAAUAAAGCUUUAAAGCUCAAUCCACUUUUGAUUAAUGGGUUUAAUAAUAAAGGUAAGGUAUUUCAAUAGUUUUAGCUGUUUCAUUGAGUAAAAUUAAUAAAAUAAAUGAGGCUAUUGAAAAUUUAAAUUAAGGAUUAAAAUUAUCGAAAAAUGACCCUGUGAUUAUCUUUAAUUUAAUUAAAUUAUAUAGAUUAACUAAUAAUCAUGAAAAAUACAAUUAAAUAAGAGAAAUUAUUAAAAAUGUUUAACCUUAAUGGCAAGAAUUAUAAAUAAUAGAGGAGAUAGAAAAUUCAUUAUAAGAAGCAAAAACUGAACUUCAAUUCAUUCUAUCCUCAAAUGAAAACUUAUUUGAUUAAAAAUUUAAAGAAUUUAAAACUAGAUUAGAUAUGGAAUAUCGAAAUCUUUGGAAUUAUGAUUUAGAAUUUGAGAAAACAAGUUCCUUAUUUUCUUAUUAAGAUAAAUAGAAAAUUGAAAAGAUAGUUUAGGAAUCUUUAAAUACUGAUGAAUCAAUUAUAAAGCAUAAACUUCUUUAACUUGAAAAUCGGAUUUACUUUUAAUCAUUAUAUUGGAGAUUAAGUAAUUAUAUUAAGAUUGCUUAAAAAAUGUAUUCAUUUAGUGGAAAUAAGAAAUUAUAAGAAUGUAUAAAUGACGUAAAUAAAUCUCAAAAACCUUUGCUCCCAGUAGAAUUAGAUCGUAUGUUUUUUGAAAACAAAAGAUAAAAAUAUUAGAAAUUUUAGAUGUAGAACACAUUUUCAUCUUAGAUUCUUAAUAAUACUGCCUCAGAUGCACAUCUAAGAUUAAUAAGAGAUAAAUUAAGAAAAACAAGUAAAAAAAUAUAAAUAACAAAAUCAUUUUCAAUUUCAAAAUCAUUAGAUUCAAAAAAAUCCAUUAUUUCAUCUAAAAAUAAAAAAAGCAUAUCUUAAUUUAAUGAAGAACUUAGCAAUAGUACAUAAAUUUUUAUUGAGUAUAUUCCUAUUAAGAUAACAGAAAAUGUUAUAAAUGAAAUUAAUUUGAGUUUAGGAAUAACAUCAUUUUCUGAUUAAAAAAUUGGAUAGAUAUUAAAAGUUUUUGCUAAUAAAACAAAAAAUGAUUAAUAGUUGGAAGUAGAAAUAUAAAUAGCUGCAUUGUAAAUGUCAAGUGCUCUUUCAGAAAUUAGAUCCUUAAAUGAAAAUGUUGAAAAAAUUUUCCAAUCAGAAUAAAUGUGCAAUGCUAAUUUAUCAUAUAUUUCUGGUUAGAAAUGGAUGAUAGGAAUAGAUGACACUAUUUAAGUAUUAAGAUAUUUCUAAGAAUAAUAUAAAACAUUAAUUGAUCCUUAAUCAUCUUAACUGCAUUUCCAAAUUAUGGCAAGUUAAAACUAUUCAGCUAAAUCGAAAACUUUAAGUACAAAUAAAAAGAACAACUAAGUUGAAAGAACUUAAGAAAGUUGUGCAUGUUAAGUUUUUUGA
This is a messenger RNA of Paramecium pentaurelia, 2136 nucleotides long. NCBI's taxonomy places the organism in Eukaryota, Ciliophora, Oligohymenophorea, Peniculida, Parameciidae. The record is from the annotation of a GenBank genome assembly.